CGGAGCGCUGCGCAGCUCAUUCCCGCAGAACGCGACGGAGGGAAAGACUUGGGUAGCCCCAAAAAGGACCUGUAAAGGCAGAUUUGAAUCGAAAUCUUGUAAACAGCUUUUCACAAGAAAGGUGGCCUGUUGAGGGAGGUCUCGAACUUGUUUGCGUGAAAGAAAUUGAUGAAAGAAUUACUUCAAGUACAAAAAAGCAAAGAUAAACCCUUGUACCUUUUGCAUAAUGAACUAACUAGAAUGGAUUUUACAAAGAGAAAUUUAGCUUAAAAUCCCGAAACCAGGCCGGGCGCGGGGCCUCACGCCUGUGAUCCCAGCACUUUGGGAGGCCGAGGCGGGCAGAUCCCCUGAGGUCAAGAGUUCAAGACCAGCCCGGCCAACAUGGUGAAACCCCGUGUCUACUAAAAAAGUACAAAAAAUAUUAGCCGGGCGUGAUGGCGCGCGCCGGUAGUCGCAGCUACUCGGGGAGCCUGAGGCAGGAGAAUCGCUUGAACCCGGGAGGCAGAGGCAGUAGUAAGCCGAAAUCGCGCCACUGCACUCCAGCCUGGACGACAGAGCGAGACUCCAUCUCAAACAACAACAACAACGAAAGAACACACUGGUCUGUGUAGCAAGACAGGGAGAAAGAAGAUUCGUGUGUAGAAGUGAAAAGCAGAUAGCAGACAUGUGAUGGGGUUCUAGCGACACUUAUGGUCUUGAAGUAAAUACUAAUUGAGCUCUUAAAAAUGUGCACUCUGCCAUGUGCUCUAUGCCAUGUGUGUUGCAAUCCCCAAAAUAAGACUGUGAGGUGGACACUUUCAUCAUCUCUAUUGUACAGAUGAGGAAAUAGGCUGGAAAAGUUUAAAUAGAUCAUCUAAGAUUGCUGCUGGGAACUAGGUGGCUGACUCUGGAGUCCAUGCUUCUAAGGCUGUGUUGUACCUGCUGUCUCCCUAGUGACCUGCGCUUCUGUAGAGGUUGCCUGCUCUCUCCCAGACACUCUCCCACGUGCGUCACUCAUACAUUCUUACCACAUCACUUGGAGCUCCCUUGGAGCUACCUACUGUUAGGAUCAUAGCUCACUGCUGCCUGGGCUCCAGUGAUUCUCCUGCCUCAGCCUGCCGAGUAGCCCACACGUGUAAUCCCAGCACUUUGGGAGGCCCAGGCAGGAGGAUCACUUGAGCUCAGGAGGUCAAGUCCAGCCUGGGCAACAUGGUGAGAUUCCAUCUCUAAAUAAAAGUAAAAAGUAGUUUUUUUAAAAAAGAAAUGUGAUCCCCAGUGUUGGAGAUGGGGCCCACAGGAGGUAUUGGGUCAUGGGGGUAGAUCCCUCAUGAAUGACUUGGUGCCCUCCCCUCAGUAAUGAGUAAGUUCUCACUCUGCUGGUUCAUUUGAGAGCUGGUUGUUUAAAAAGAGCCUAGCACCUUUUUUGCUUGCUCUCUCGCCACGCAACACACCUGCUCCCCCUUCACCUUACACCAUGAUGGGAAGCUUCCUGCGGCCUCACCAGAAGCAGAUGCUGGCACUAUGCUUCUUGUACAACCUGCAAAACCAUGAGCUACAUAAACGUUUUUUCUUUAUAAAUUACCAAACACAGGUAUUCCUUUAUAGCAGUGCACAAUGAACUAAUACAGAUGGGGUUUCACUUUGUUGCCCAGGCUGGUCUUCAACUCCUGACCUCAAGCAAUCCUCCCACCUCAGCCUCCCGAGCGCUUCUUGAACCUCCUAAUACUCUGCACAGUAUCUCAGUGCAGACAUUCCUGUCUUGACACACAGGACCAGUCAAAUUCCCGUGGGCAGCCCCAGGGUUCUGUGAGAUUUCUUGAACACCAACUCUUCUUCCUUCUCCCAAGAAAGAAAAGCAAAAUAAGUGAAUGGAAGGGAUGUGUGCUAUAGGGAAACUUUGGAGUGUUUUCUAAUUCGUCCAAGAAAGUCAGCCCUUCAGUUCUUUACCUAUCACAGAACAGUGGCUGCUGAAACAAAAAUCUCAGGCCCCAGAAAAGCCUCUUGUCAUCUCUCAGAUGGGUUCCAAAAAGAAGCCCAAAAUUAUUCAGCAAAACAAAAAAGAGACCUCGCCUCAAGUGAAGGGAGAGGAGAUGCCGGCAGGAAAAGACCAGGAGGCCAGCAGGGGCUCUGUUCCUUCAGGUUCCAAGAUGGACAGGAAGGCGCCAGUACCUCGCACCAAGGCCAGUGGAGCAGAGCACAAUAAGAAAGGAACCAAGGAAAGGACAAAUGGUGACAUUGUUCCAGAACGAGGGGACAUCGAGCAUAAGAAGCGGAAAGCUAAGGAGGCAGCCCCGGCCCCACCCACCGAGGAAGACAUCUGGUUUGACGACGUGGACCCAGCGGAUAUCGAAGCUGCCAUAGGUCCAGAGGCGGCCAAGAUAGCGAGGAAACAGUUGGGUCAGAGCGAGGGCAGCGUCAGCCUCAGCCUCGUGAAAGAGCAUGCCUUCGGCGGCCUGACAAGAGCCUUAGCCUUGGACUGUGAGAUGGUGGGCGUGGGCCCUAAGGGGGAGGAGAGCGUGGCCGCCCGUGUGUCCAUCGUGAACCAGUAUGGGAAGUGCGUUUAUGACAAGUACGUCAAACCAACCGAGCCCGUGACGGACUAUAGGACAGCGGUCAGUGGGAUUCGGCCUGAGAACCUCAAGCAGGGAGAAGAGCUUGAAGUUGUUCAGAAGGAAGUGGCAGAGAUGCUGAAGGGCAGAAUUCUAGUGGGGCACGCUCUGCAUAAUGACCUAAAGGUACUGUUUCUUGAUCAUCCAAAAAAGAAGAUUCGGGACACACAGAAAUAUAAACCUUUCAAGAGUCAAGUAAAGAGUGGAAGGCCGUCUCUGAGACUACUUUCAGAGAAGAUCCUUGGGCUCCAGGUCCAGCAGGCGGAGCACUGUUCAAUUCAGGAUGCCCAGGCAGCAAUGAGGCUGUACGUCAUGGUGAAGAAGGAGUGGGAGAGCAUGGCCCGAGACAGACGCCCCCUGCUGACCGCUCCAGACCACUGCAGUGACGACGCCUAGCAGUCCUGCCCUGCUGCUGCUGCCGCCCCGCUACAGAGGCAAUGUGACCAGUCACAGGGACAGAUCACAUCUCCCCAGAGUGGCAACUCUGGUGAAACCUUUUCAGAAUCAUGGCAGAGGGGCAUGGCGUGGUGCUACUGAGAAGGUCCUCCUUCCUCUUGACUUUGUGGUCUGAAACCUGGUCUUACUGUCCAUGUGUGUUUGGGCCCGGAUGGUCAGGGUGGGGAGCAGGGACUGCCAAGGGCAUGCCUGGCCACACUUUACCGACUGCUGACCCCCUGGGCGAGGUGAGGUUGGGGCCUGUGGACCGCCAGUCCGUACGGUGCUGUCACCACCCAUCUUCGGUGACACCCUGGGGUGAGGUGCUCAGCACCUUCCUCUCGAGGAGCCACAUUUUCCUCCUUUGUGUUAGGGGACAUAACAAGCUCUGCUGGGCUUGAGGGACCCAGACCAGGUGUCUGCAGUCAGCUCCUGAGACACGGCUGGCUGGCACAACAGGUGUUACAUCAGGGGUUUCCUGUGGCCGUUUGGACUUUGAGCAUUUAUCUAAAUUAAAUUGGCCCAGGGUUGGCUGGUGGGUCACCCAGCAGAGGCUUCUCCCCAUAGCACGAGGAUGCGUUGCCUGGGCACGGUGACUGCGGUUAUUCCUGGAGGUCGGCAGACAUACCAACCUUGGGCUAUUUGAGCUGGAGAAGCUAUGUGAUGCUAGCCGGUGGCUUUCUGGGCUAGGCCCCAGUUUGAGGCUCCCCUGGGAACUAGAGUCAGGAACAGCCAGUGGCACUGACAAGGGGACGGAGUCCAAGGCGUUAUUGGGCCACCUGACAGCUGGACAGAAAAGGGGCAGACGCACCGAGGAUGCGAUUUAAAAUAAAUGCAGAUGUUUACUUGGAA
Gorilla gorilla gorilla (western lowland gorilla) is the source of this 3875-nucleotide messenger RNA. RefSeq names its product REX4 homolog, 3'-5' exonuclease (gene REXO4). NCBI's taxonomy places the organism in Eukaryota, Metazoa, Chordata, Mammalia, Primates, Hominidae. Gene Ontology annotation, cellular component: nucleus. Bases 1995 to 2984 code for a protein of 329 amino acids. The record is from RefSeq and is a predicted model, not a curated record. Gene Ontology annotation, molecular function: nucleic acid binding; 3'-5' exonuclease activity. Gene Ontology annotation, biological process: rRNA processing; DNA catabolic process. The transcript is spliced from 8 exons.